AUGAAUAAGCCAAUGGAACAAAAGAUAACACAAUGGAUUGAAUAUGGAGAUGACACAAUUGAUAACUCCAUUAUAAAAAAACAACCUGAUGAAUGUAUUAAGUGGAUCAUCCUGCAUAUAUCAAAUAGUUCAAAUCGCAAGAAUCACAACAUAACAUAUAACGGCAGAGCAAGACUUGCCAGAACAGGAAACAGAUCGCUAAUUAAUGCAUUACUACCGAGGAAAGGAUUCCAAAGUGAUGACGAAAAAAGUGAGGAAAAUUUAAUCAAAUAUUUAAAUACUAGACUUUAUCACAUGAUUAUCGAAUUAAUGAAACUUAAAACUAAAGAUUUAGGUAGCAAUUUAGGAUGGAUUACUCCUGUUAUUUUUCAAUUUAUUGACAGCACCAAUUAUAAAAUCAAGAUUUUAGGUAUUAACCUGUUGUCAUUUUUCUCUCAGUUGAUUGAUGAUAAAGUUUUUCAAAAUUCAGGUCUAAUAGAGGUUUACAAAGAAACUUUAGUAAACAUCUGUUAUUAUCUCCCUCCAUUUACCAAACCAACUGAAACAUUACAACUUUUUUCUGUUUUAUAUCCCUGUUAUUUAAAAAUUAUAAGAAAAAAUGGCAUUGAUAGUACUAUUUUUUUUAGGGAUUUGAAAACAUUUUACAGCAGAAUUAUUUUGCAGAAUACUCUACCUAGGAUAUCUAAUUUAGAUCCCUGCAUAGCAAUAUUUGUUUUAAAAUAUGUAACUGAGAAUUUAUGGGAAAUGCCUGAAUUUUUUCAAAAUGAAAAUAUGUGCAUAAAUAUCACAAGAUCUAUAUAUACAAUUGGUCAAUAUUAUGUAAGAAACCCAUUUAUUACCGUUGAUCCAACAUUGUUAAAAUAUACCAUAAACUUCAUUGAGAAAUUAAUUUUUAAAUCAAAAAAAUCAUUGGUCAUUGCUCAUAAAUACGAUUUUAUUGCUUGUUAUAUUAUUUUGUAUGAGAAAUGUGAUCGAGAAAACAUUCCGAAUAUUGAUGAUUUAAGGAAUAUUUUAAAAUUACUAUCUGAUAAGGGUGCUGGACUGGAUAAUCUCGAUAUGGAGAAAAUAUCCAAAGAAAGGGGCAAAGAGAUGAUUAAAAUGUUUCACUUUUAG
Messenger RNA from Saccharomycodes ludwigii, 1113 nucleotides. It is a transcript of the gene TTI2, whose product is annotated as Tti2p. The record is from RefSeq and is a predicted model, not a curated record. Lineage: Eukaryota; Fungi; Ascomycota; Saccharomycetes; Saccharomycodales; Saccharomycodaceae. The coding region runs from base 1 to 1113 and encodes 370 amino acids. The transcript has a single exon.